Thlaspi arvense is the source of this 675-nucleotide messenger RNA. The record is from the annotation of a GenBank genome assembly. Lineage: Eukaryota; Viridiplantae; Streptophyta; Magnoliopsida; Brassicales; Brassicaceae.
AAAUCGGAAACGAAGAUGUCGUCCGAUGACGAAGGAGGAGAGGAGUAUCUCUUCAAGAUAGUGAUAAUCGGCGACUCGGCCGUCGGGAAGUCGAACCUUCUCUCCCGGUACGCCAGGAACGAGUUCAACGCCCACUCGAAAGCCACGAUCGGCGUCGAGUUCCAGACGCAGAGCAUGGAAAUCGAAGGCAAAGAGGUCAAAGCUCAGAUUUGGGAUACUGCCGGUCAGGAACGCUUCCGUGCCGUCACCUCCGCUUAUUACCGCGGCGCCGUCGGUUCCCUCGUCGUCUACGACAUUUCCCGUCGCUCCACCUUCGACAGCGUCGGACGUUGGCUCGAUGAGCUCAAGACACAUUCGGAUACAACGGUGGCGAGGAUGCUGGUGGGGAACAAAUGUGACUUGGAGAGCAUAAGAGCGGUGAGCGUGGAAGAAGGCAAAGCCCUAGCGGAAACCGAAGGACUUUUCUUCAUGGAAACAUCGGCUCUCGAUUCAACAAACGUUAAAACAGCUUUCGAAAUGGUCAUCCGCGACAUCUACACCAAUGUUAGCCGGAAACAACUCAACUCCGACACUCAUAAAACCGAGCUAAGCUCCAAGAACCGAGUAAGUCUCGUUAAGGACGACAAUAAGGACUCCAAACAAGGCUUUGGUUUCUCUUGCUGUUCUUCCUCCUGA